AUGUCUCCAGGAUACAGCUCGACACAAGGUUACGACGGAGAAUCAUCGACUAAAACGAAUGUCGGGUUUCUUACACACUCCUCUCCUAGCACUGUCGAAGAUGCAAAGUCACCUUCCACUGCAACGUUGGAUGGCCUUAUCGCCUUACCAGAACGUACGGAUGAAGUCGACCAAUCGCCUGGGGUUCGUGCCUCAGUGCAGAGUUUUGGGACUGCAGCUGUUAUCCCAAGAGAUAUCUCAUCGGAUCCUGUCAUGCUUGAAGAUGCAACUUCAUUCAUUAUAUCACAAUUCGUUUGGUUCUCACAGAAAUUGCUCUUCAAGACACCCUCGACGCCUGUUGAGCAAGGGUUGUUAUGGCGCAUCGAAUAUUCCGAAUUCACUCGGUGGUCGAUGUACCUCAGUGCCCGAGUAUUAAAAGAUAUGACGAAUGGUAUAAAUAGCCAAAAGUAUGUCGGCUGGAUCUUCCGGUUCGGCCAGCAAAUGCUGGAACCAUCUACCGCAACCGAACCGGCAUCAUCGAUGGAAGGGCGAUUGGGUGGACUGCAUGAUGUAGCUUACCUAGGAUUUAUCGUAUCUGGGACGUCAGUCGGGUACUCUCUAUUUCGACAGUGCACGCCUACGUUCUUGCGAUUAGCAAAACUAUCCCCCGAAAUUUGGCCGAGUGAUUUUGCUAUCUCCAUAUCAAAGGCUACUCAAAGCCGAUAUGAAAUCAUUAAGUUCAUCGUAAACGACACAAUUAUUGCUAUGAUUCUCGGUAUAGCUCCUGUGAUCCAUUAUGAUACCACUCCCGGAUGCGACGGUAGGAGGCCAAGUAGCGUUCUCGAAAUGGUGUAUGGAAUUCCUUCAGAGAUUCUAUGUAUAUUGGCAGAGAUUAACGCGCAGCGGGCGUCGCGGAUGAUGGGAGAAAGGGCUUCGAAUAACGAUAAUCAAUGCGACAUUGAAAAAAUCCUGGGCAGCUGGACUCCGGUUGUCGGGAAUACUGGCGAGCCAACGAAGGACAUCGCGAGGGUCGCCGUGCAGGAAGCCUGGCGUCAGGCAGCUCUGAUAUACUUUUUUAUGGGAAUGAAGGAGGUGAAUUCGGCGGACCGUCGGGUGCAAGCAGCAGUUCGACAAGUUGUCCAACUCGGGAAUACGAUCGAAGCCGGAAGCCCGCUGGAGCGACAUUUACUGAUACCAUGUGUACUUGCGGGAGUUGCCGCUUGUCAAGAGAAACAUCGCGCCAGCUUACGUAGUAAAUUGACCAACAACUCGUUCCUACGUGAAAUUACAAUGGUCUUGCGAAUUUCUGAGUUUGUGGUAGUAUUGGAUCAUCUUUGGCAUGGUGCAGGAAAAGGUGGAAGCCCGGUCACAUGGGAGGAUUACGUGCAAUCUCGUUGUGCAACUAUACCGAUCUCAUAUUGA
This is a messenger RNA of Rhizoctonia solani, 1401 nucleotides long. RefSeq names its product Fungal specific transcription factor domain. The coding region runs from base 1 to 1401 and encodes 466 amino acids. Lineage: Eukaryota; Fungi; Basidiomycota; Agaricomycetes; Cantharellales; Ceratobasidiaceae. The transcript is spliced from 7 exons. The record is from RefSeq and is a predicted model, not a curated record.